Molecule: messenger RNA, 492 nt
Organism: Lathyrus sativus (Indian pea)
Lineage: Eukaryota; Viridiplantae; Streptophyta; Magnoliopsida; Fabales; Fabaceae
Source: the annotation of a GenBank genome assembly
AUGUGUUUUCUUAUUAGUGAUAUAUGUAUGUCGAAAGCUAUUAAUUUAUGGGAUUUGUUUACUUACAGUAAGACACAUGGAAUGGGAGCUGCUCGCAAGCUGAAGUCUCACCGCAGGAGGCAAAGGUGGGCUGAUAAAUCAUACAAGAAGUCUCAUCUUGGUAAUGAAUGGAAGAAACCUUUUGCGGGAUCUUCACACGCCAAGGGAAUUGUUCUUGAAAAGAUAGGUAUUGAGGCUAAGCAGCCUAACUCUGCUAUUCGUAAGUGUGCCAGGGUUCAACUCAUCAAGAAUGGGAAGAAGAUUGCUGCUUUUGUCCCUAAUGAUGGUUGUUUGAACUACAUCGAAGAAAACGAUGAAGUUUUGAUUGCUGGAUUCGGAAGAAAAGGUCAUGCUGUGGGAGAUAUUCCCGGAGUUAGGUUCAAGGUUGUCAAGGUUUCUGGUGUAUCUCUUCUUGCCCUCUUCAAGGAGAAGAAGGAGAAGCCAAGAUCAUAA